CCCACCGUACACCCCCACCCUUUCCCGUGAAAAAACCGAAAAAUCUCCUUCGAUAUUUUCCUUCCUUCCAAACAGAGCUCACCACGCCAUGAUCAUCAUCAAGCCAAUCGCAAUCAAAUCAAGACCGAAACUUUGAUUCGCCGGACAAAGCAGACGCUAGCUGCCAGCAAUUGGGAAAUAUUCUCGUGUGUGCGCCGCAGCAGAGGAUACAAUGCGGAAGUCAGAGAGUUUCUGCUCUGCAGGCCAAUUCGUUCAUCAAUGAGCUCUCUGUUUCUUCUCUCUCUCUCUCUCUCUCUCUCUCUCGUCUUUAGAAGAAGUCCAUCAUCUUCGUCAUCGUUUCAGGGAUCUAAAGUUUUAUAUUUUCAGGUGGACUGGAGAAUUUGGACUCGGCCGCGAACCAAUUCGAACGAGAUUCUAUUCUUUCCUAAGGAUAUGUGUUGUCAUUUUAGAAAGUUAUUAGGGGCGUUAUGGAGAAUAUGAAAUAUUCAUUAAAGGACCGGUUAAUUUUUUUUCAAAGCAGCUUUGAGAAGCAGGUCUUGGCUGCUUUGAGAAUCUGCUGCCACAGACCUGGGUUUUUAAAAUAAGUCAGCCUUUCUUGGUUUUACCAAACGGGUUGGAACACAAAAAUUUUAUUAAAAGCUGCUUUUUUAUUUAUCGCAGCAACCCCAAACUCUACCGGAGUCACUUUUACAAAAUUUGCCUAAAUUGCAAAACUGUGUUCUGGGUUUUAAAACAAAAGAAAUGCAAGUUCAAAGGCUUUCACUUCCAAGUUACACCCUCACUCCACCCAGUGUCUCACCAUCACAGCAACUCUCCUCCAAGAUUUUGAGGUUGAAUCCAAAUUCCAAAUCUGGGUUUUGCAAUUCGCUCAAAAUGGUGUUCAAAUCACCAACUGGUUUGAGAAGCCAUGGUGGUUCGGAGGGGGUCAGGUGUGGAGUGGCACAGCAAGAAGAUACUGAUCACGGGUUCUAUAUGAGGAGAUGUGUGGAGCUUGCAAGAAAGGCUAUCGGGUGUACCAGCCCGAAUCCUAUGGUGGGUUGUGUUAUUGUCAAGGACGGCAAGGUUGUUGGUGAAGGCUUUCACCCUAAAGCUGGCCAGCCACAUGCCGAAGUUUUUGCUCUGAGGGAUGCCGGGGAUUUGGCUGAGAAUGCAACAGCAUAUGUGAGCUUGGAACCAUGUAAUCACUAUGGGAGAACUCCACCAUGCAGUGAAGCCCUAAUUAAAGCCAAAGUGAAAAGGGUGGUGGUUGGAAUGGUGGAUCCAAAUCCAAUCGUAGCAUCAAAGGGGUUGGAUAGAUUAAGAGAUGCGGGAAUUGAAGUUACUACGGGUGUAGAAGAAGAAUCAUGUAAGAGGUUAAACGAGGCUUAUAUCCAUCAUAUGCUAACGGGGAAUCCUUUUGUCACUAUGAGAUACUCUAUAUCAGUCAACGGACACUUUCUAGAUCAGCUUGGAGAAGGAGUUGCUAAGUCUGGUGGUUACUACUCACAAUUGUUACAGGAAUAUGAUGCAAUUAUUCUUUCUUCUUCCUCAAUAAUCGAGAACGUCUCUAUUCCAGUAUCCCAAGAAGCUGGAGCCAAUCAACCAGUCCAGAUUAUAAUAGCUAGGAAUAGCAGUUCUCCAAUCCAAAUCCCUGCUCUGACCAUUGAACCAAUUGGUAAGCUAAUAAUCUUUUCAGACAAAGAGACAACAGUAGAACUAGAAAGAGCUCAAACAGGUAUUGAAACGGUGGUGUUGGAUCGGAUAAAUUUAGAAGCUAUUUUGGAAUUUUGUAACUCUCGAGGAUUGUGUAGCGUUUUGUUAGAUUUAAGGGGAAAUAUAGGUGAUUUCGAAGAGCUUCUCCAAGACGGUAUUGAGAAGAAUUUGUUGCAAAAAAUCGUUAUAGAAGUAUUGCCCCUGUGGGAUGCAAAUGAUGGUGGGAACUUUCCUAUUGCAUUGAAGAGUCUAAGAAAAAGACUAGAAGUGAAGAAUUUGAAGCCUAAGGUUUCAAGUGAGAAUGUUGUGCUUGAGGGAUAUCUGUAAUUUAAGUGACUAGAAACAGAAAAUGAGAUUUGACAUGAUCGUUUACAUGCGAUGCUGGAAAGAGAUGGCAGGAUUCUUAGGGAAGAGGGGAUGGAGACAUUGUGGGAUAAAGUUCGUUUGUGGUCUUCCUUGCAGGUUUCAGUUUCUAUACAAUUUAGAGAAUUACUAUUGUUUGUUUUUGUUUUUUUCCUCCCCUGCGUGUGGGGGUUCGCCAUAACCUAGAAUGAAGGCUGGUUAUUGUAUUGCAGUUUACAUGCUUUAAUGUGUACCUGUUAGGUUUGGUCGUCAGAUAAAAAGACACCCUGCCCUCUGCAGUACUGUAAAAUUCUGGUUGUACUAAUGUAUUUCUUUUAAUAAAA
Messenger RNA from Prunus avium (sweet cherry), 2378 nucleotides. RefSeq names its product Cytidine/deoxycytidylate deaminase family protein (gene PYRD). NCBI's taxonomy places the organism in Eukaryota, Viridiplantae, Streptophyta, Magnoliopsida, Rosales, Rosaceae. Gene Ontology annotation, biological process: riboflavin biosynthetic process. The record is from RefSeq and is a predicted model, not a curated record. Gene Ontology annotation, molecular function: zinc ion binding; diaminohydroxyphosphoribosylaminopyrimidine deaminase activity.